GUCUGUGUCGAGGAAGGAUAUGGGAAGGAUCGAUGAUCAUAUUGACAUUAAGUUUUGACAUAUAUGACGUGUGUAAUUUGUGCAUCUUUUGCUUUUUAAAUUUCGUGUCGAUUUAGGAAACGCACUUUGUUGCAGUAUAUGGGCGUUGUUUGAAUUUGUUUUCUGAAUAUAACUAAGAUGACUGCUAAAGUAGUUUAUCCAGCUUUUGGCCGUAAAUCAAUGGUUUGGGCUUACGUGUUCUGGUUAUUUGGGGGUAUACUUGGCCUGCAUCAUUUCUAUCUCCGUCGCGAUAGACAUGCUUUUGUAUGGUGGUCAACCCUGGGUGGGUUUGGUAUUGGAUGGCUGGGCGAAGUAUUUCGUAUACCGCGUUAUGUGAGAGAUGCCAAUGAAGACCCUCAGUAUAUACAAGAACUAGUCAACAGAUUGCACCAGAACAAAAAGCCUCCAUUUUCAAUGAAUCGUUUCACUACAAUGUUGAUGGUUGGAUACUCUUGGGGCCAAAUGAUGAUGUUAGCUGUUCCACCUGAUGAAUUUUGGGGAUUGAAUCUCCGUUAUCUUAAUUUACUUGUACCCUUUGUUGUUGCUCUUGGUGUCUGGACAGUGGGUAAUAUAGGACGUGAACAAGGCGGUCUGAAGUGGCCACUGUUAGCAGCAUAUGCCGCAUAUCCCGUAAGAUACUAUAUUUAUGAUGAAACAGUUUGGUUCACUGUAAUUGUCGUCGCUUCAGCACUCGCCUUUGACACGUUUUCUAAAGAAUGGCGAAGAACUCCACGCAAAAGACAACACAUUGCAAAACGUAUAAUAGUGUUGGGUGUGUGUGCUUGUUUGUAUCUCUCGCUGUGGUGUGGCUACCUAUACUUCCAUGGUACCAUCACGGACAGUGAAGGCGAUCAAGUACCAAUUUAUGAGGCACUGCAUCAUUUCUUCACAAGCCCAUGGUGGUUGGAUGUAAAACAAUGCCUUUUGGAUAUAUAUCAGUAUGCACAACACCAUGGCUGGUACGAGGUGUGGAAACAGAUCAUAGACCUAUCUGAUCCGCACGGUGAACAGAAUGCCUAUAAGGUUCUCGGUUUAGGCCCAGACGCAACUCAGCAAGAGAUAACAUCCACAUGGAGAAGAUUAUCUCGCGAGAAUCAUCCAGACAAAGUAAAAGAUGUAGUUCACAGACGGGCGGCCCAAGAGAAAUUCAUGGAAAUACAGCAAGCUUACGAAAUACUGUCUAACAGCAAACACCGACGGAAUAGACGUAAUAAAAAAGACAAUUCAGAACCAAAGUCUAGUGGGCGUAGUGAAAUGUGACCAACGCUAAUCAAACUGACUCCGAACACUUCUUAAUCGUGCUAUAAUUCAACACUUUGUUGUCUAUUUAAAGUAAAUUUCGCCAUCGCUUUUAGACUUUGAUAAUUAUAUAUAUUUAUGUAUAUGUAUAUGCUACGCUCGUUAGGCGAAAAACGCUCAUUGAGCGAAAUAAUAAGUUACAUCGUAUUGUGGCCAUAAUUAAAGAUCCACAACGUGAAAUUUAUGUUAUGGCUAUAAUAAACGCCCAUGACGUGUUGUGACAAUGACGGAAAGACCACGUAGCGAAAUCCAUGUCGUGGCCGACUUGCUAUUUGAAGAAGUGGUGUCGGUCUUUGAGCGUAACAUACACGUAUAUAUUUAGAAACAAAAAGUUAAUAAAAACUAUGUACUUACAUACAUUAGGUGAAAAGUAUUAGUAGAAACUAUUUUACCUUUUUGACUCGCCAAUUGAAGGCAUGAAGUACUUACUAUACCUAGUGGUUUUUAAAAUAAACGAACAAUUUUUCUAUUAGUCAGUAGUACAUCUAUAUUGCUCAAACUUUGAAUUCUAAUAUAUUGUGAAGAUGUUAGUAUAAUUAUUAUAAAUUUCUCGCGCAUUUAACGUACCAAAUAUAUACAGAGCAUUUAAUAGAGUUGAUGCUGUAUUUUCUCUACUUUUUAAAUAUUUUUAUAAUUAGUAGUAGUUAAUCCGUAGUUAAGACAUAGUUGCUGUCCUUUCAAUUAUCUUGACUCCACCCAAAACUAGCAACCAGUAAUAUCAUUGAAUCUUAUUACAUUUUAUUUUAAUGUUCUUUAAGUGUUAAUUUGAGGCACAAGUAGAUUUCAAUAAUUAAUCUUUUAAUGUUUUUAUCUUGAUAUUAACCUUUUAAUUGUUGUCUUUGAUAAAAUGAAAGUUGAAGUAUAUCUAUAAAUCGUAAUAAUAUACUUAAACUCACUCGUUUAUUUUCCUUAACAUUUUUUCGUCGAAUCAUAUAUUUUUGUAAAUACGGGUCUUUUUCCUUUUGAAUUAGAGCGUAAUCUACAUCUUGUUCAAUUAUGUAAUAUAUAUGGGACAUUUAUAGAUCCAUUUUACUUUAAGGCAAUAUUUUCAAGCAAGUUUCACGACUUUCUCUGAGUUUUAAAAUUAUGAAUAACGUAUGAAAAUAUACAGCAAAAAGAGAUAAAUAGGUCAGGCUAUAGAGGAUUUCAUAAGAUCAGAAAACUGAUGCUUAGUAUUUAGGAGUAACUGAAAGAAAUUUUGUUAUAUAUUAGCUUCGUAGUAGGUGGAUGUAAUCUCAUAAAAUCAAUUAUUUUAAUUACGUUAUGACUGAAUUAAGUUAAUAUUAAUGAGCAAUAGAUGUUUUUAUAUAGGUCACAUCUUUAUUGUUAAGCGUUUAUUUAAUUAAUUAU
Zerene cesonia (dogface butterfly) is the source of this 2688-nucleotide messenger RNA. RefSeq names its product dnaJ homolog subfamily C member 22 (gene wus). Gene Ontology annotation, cellular component: plasma membrane; early endosome. The record is from RefSeq and is a predicted model, not a curated record. NCBI's taxonomy places the organism in Eukaryota, Metazoa, Arthropoda, Insecta, Lepidoptera, Pieridae. The coding region runs from base 178 to 1299 and encodes 373 amino acids. The transcript is spliced from 7 exons. Gene Ontology annotation, biological process: endocytosis.